AUGGCUACUCCUACUCAGCAAGUCUUUCCUCAAGGUCAAUUGACUCUGCAGGUUGGUGGGCCUCAGCCUCAGCCACCCGCGUCUUCCAGCAUUGUCACAGGCCAGCUAGCUGUCCAGCCUGCCGUAGCCCAAGGUCAGCAAAGCUUCCCUGGACCUACGGCACUGGCAAGACAAGGACCCAGUCCAUUGGCUUUGGAAUUUUUGGCGACUUAUAUUGCAAAUCCGCGUCGUACCCAACCUCCGCCUUCAAGCACAAAGAGAUAUCUCAAGGUGGACGAUGAGAUUGUGACCAGCAACAAGCGACGCAAGACGAAGAGCAGACGCAAGAAUGCAGCAGUCUAUGACCCCACGAAGAAGACUAUGCUCUAUGAGGUGCCUCCCGAGAUUGUCAGAGCCAUUUUUGACAAACUCGAUGUUCCAUCCAGGGUCAGCUUGUCACUGACAUCCAAAUUCUUCUACGAAAUAAGCAAGAAGGUCGACACUGGAGUGACCGACUUGCCUUCUCCGGUUCGUAUGCAUGCAAAAUGCCAUGACAUGCCCUGUGUGUACACAAAUCAUUUGAGUGAUCGUCGGAUUCUCCUUCUCAUGCUGAAAUCAUGGAUGCCACACGGCACCACCUUGUGCUGGAUCUGUAUGAAAUAUACCAGAACCAGCGCGGAGAAGUGGAGAGAGACCAACGCGGUCAAUCUGCUGGGCCUCAAUCGCAUUGCACUUCCUGCGUUGGAUUUGUUGAAUCUUCGCAAGGUCCGCUGCCACGACGCUUGCCUGCCCAACAAGGGUCGCGACGCCUUUUACCAUUGGCUCCGACGACGACCUGGAAGCUUUGGUGGUUUCGAAGAGAUUUCGAUGUACUCUGCUCAUUUUAUUCCUCGCGAUGGAGCUGGAUUCAUUGAAUAUGACUCCGGUGAGACUGGAUGGUAG
Molecule: messenger RNA, 921 nt
Organism: Exophiala bonariae
Lineage: Eukaryota; Fungi; Ascomycota; Eurotiomycetes; Chaetothyriales; Herpotrichiellaceae
Exons: 2
Coding region: 1-921 (306 amino acids)
Molecular function (GO): protein binding
Source: RefSeq, a predicted model, not a curated record